Podarcis muralis (Common wall lizard) is the source of this 2592-nucleotide messenger RNA. It is a transcript of the gene XNDC1N, whose product is annotated as XRCC1 N-terminal domain containing 1, N-terminal like. NCBI's taxonomy places the organism in Eukaryota, Metazoa, Chordata, Lepidosauria, Squamata, Lacertidae. Gene Ontology annotation, cellular component: nucleus. The record is from RefSeq and is a predicted model, not a curated record. Gene Ontology annotation, molecular function: damaged DNA binding. Gene Ontology annotation, biological process: single strand break repair; base-excision repair.
AGGGAGCGUCCGACAUGUAGCAGCUUCGUAAGCGGGCGCAAAAAGUCCUGUUUGGCCGACAAGGCGCUCAGGGACCAAGUCCCGGCAGGCUGCGUUUUCACAUGCAUUUUCUGGAAACCGCCGCAACAGUCUUCACGGGAUGGCCGGGUACUUUUUACGCUUCUCAAGCCAGCAGGAAAAUGAGGGACGCUCCCUGGCGUCUGCCCCGCCCCUUAAAUCCAGCUGCGCGCGGCGCUUUCGAGGCCGGCGGGAGGAAGGACUACGGUUCCCAGCAUGCUUUGCGGCAUCUCCUGUCAGAGUUCCUUCUUUUAAAAAAAUAAAGAACAAAUUUAGCGUCGUGAUUCGAAACGAAGUUGCCUCUGCCAUGUAGUAGAAAGCAUUUAUUUAUUUAUUUUAAAAACUUUUUUUAAAAAAACACCAGUCCGUUAACGAUCGACCUCGGUGACGUCACGAGGAGAGAUGAGCAGCCAGCCAAUCAGCGUCGAGGGUCAAGGGGCGGGCAGUAUUGGCGGGAGAUUGAGAAACCCCGGGAAACUAAGGAAGGCGCUCCCGGGAUCCCUGGGGCGGGGAGAGAGAUCUCUCUCAGGCACCUCAUUUGCAUAUGUUAAUUCCCGGGUCCCGCGGGUGCUGAGAGAAGCCCCCUCGGGAAGAGAAAGAGACACCCCCCUUGCGAAGAGGACAAAGAGGAUGUCUUCAGCCACAGGUGGGGCUCGCGAUGGGAAAAACCCCAUAAGCGGAAAUGAAAACCUGAGCAAAUGAGGGUGUCUCACUGAAUCCUUGGAAAUGGCUCCAGUCAAAAUCAAAUACGUUGUGUCUUUCACAUUUCAGGAUCCCAAGUCCCCGGUGGAGAACCUUCUGCUUGAAGAAGGGGUUCGGCCCUGGCUCAGCUCUCCCCAGGACCGGAGCAGGCAACUGAAAGCAGAGCUGCAGCUGGAACACGCAAGCCGCAUUGGCUACAUUGAUGUGGGGAACUGCGGCUCUGCCUUCCUUCAGAUAGACGUGGGACGAUCCUCCUGGCCUCUAGACCAGAGCUACCUCACUCUGUUGCCCACCACAGCCUUGAUGAUGCCCGCUGAUGCAAAGCUGGAUAAGAAUCGCUCUGCAGUCCGGAUGUUUAAAGAAGGAGACUUCCUGGCUUCAGCUCUAGGCGAGAAGUGGGAUCGUAUCAGACUCACUUGUAGCCAGCCCUUCAACAAGCGCACGCAGUUCGGUCUCUCCUUCAUCCGAAUCCGCACUCCACAGGACGUAGACGACAGCAAGUCAGGCCCAGUCUCUGUUCCUAGUCAGGCUCCUUCUGAGCCCAGCAGCAGCCCAUGGCUCUCCAAUGCAGCCUUCUGCAGGACGUUCUUCCCAGAGGCGCCAUCGAGCACCGAGCAGGAAGCGGCGCUAAAAAGCCGGCUGCAGCAGCUGGACCCAGCCUCCAGCCCUGGCACCUGCAUGAGCCGCCCAGCCAGGAUGGUGCUGCAGGGGGCCUGUGCCCGCAAAAGAGCCUUCCCCCUGGUGCCUGGCCCCACCCCUCCUUCUGCAGAGAGCAAAGAGGACGGGCAGAGCCAGCAGGAAGCUCAGGAGCCAGUUGUGUCGCGGCCCAAGCAGGAAUCGUCUGCCAGAAGAGGAGGCACGAAAACGAGUCGAAGACGGGCAUCAUGCAGCAACCUGACGAGCUCUGCAGCAGCUUCUUCUGUCAAGCGUAGGGGUAAUUCUCGAAGGGAGAGAAGAAACCCAGGCCAGCAGGGAAGACUGAGGAACAUGGAACGUGAAGAGGAGGAAAAGGAAGAGGAAGAGAGAUGGCCUAGAAAGAGAGAGGUGGAGUUGGGUGUGUGCCCCAUCUGUGCGGGCCAUUUCCCCACCAAUCUCUUACCAGCUCAUGCCUCCAGCUGUGGAGAAGAGGAUUUUGAAGCGAGAUCUUCCUCCUCGUCUCCAUCAUCGUGGGAAGAACUUGUCGCAGACUGCGUCCACUGCCCCAUCUGCCAGUUCCGUUUCCCCGCUGCUGAGAUAGAGAGACACGCUAGCAACUGCGGGGAGCCGACUGAGGCCCUGGUGAACGGACCCUCCUGGCUUUGGGCAGAACAGGGCGAGUAGAUUGGGUGCAAGUGCCCCAGGGCAGGCGGCCUUCGCUGGUCAAACCAGUCGCACGUUUGGUGAUCAGCUGGAAUCAGGAUGUAGCCAGAACAAGGAGCCCACAAAGGACACACAGGGCUGGAAGUGAGACUAACGAGAAGAGAGUAAGAACUCCAGUAAUCGGGGCAAGGAACAUGUUAUUCGGGUUGCAGUGCCAGCACCUCUUACUCUCCCUCUGGUCUGAUUCUUCUCACCAACAUCCGCACACGCCAGAGCACUGAGGCUCAUACUGAUUUGUUGCUGUAGUUCACAGCCAAGACUGUCGGAAAGAUUCCUCGGAAAGGCGACUUUCUUCCCUGCUCACCUUCUCCUCUCCCUUAAGGAAGCUGAGGGGCAGGCACUGCACAGCCCAUACUGGUCUCUUUUCCGUACAGACCAGCAGCACGAAAAACGAAGACUGAAUUAAAUGUUUGCAAGGCUUGCCAAACUCCAAACUCCUGUCCCCCCUGGCUGGGGCUCCUGGGAGCUCUAGGU